Trematosphaeria pertusa is the source of this 2300-nucleotide messenger RNA. RefSeq lists its product as uncharacterized. Gene Ontology annotation, cellular component: membrane. Gene Ontology annotation, biological process: amino acid transmembrane transport. Gene Ontology annotation, molecular function: amino acid transmembrane transporter activity. The transcript is spliced from 2 exons. NCBI's taxonomy places the organism in Eukaryota, Fungi, Ascomycota, Dothideomycetes, Pleosporales, Trematosphaeriaceae. The record is from RefSeq and is a predicted model, not a curated record. Bases 401 to 2110 code for a protein of 569 amino acids.
CCAACACCCCUUCGUCUUAUCUGAAUACCCACGUCAGGGCUACAAACAGAAGCGGCCCAGAAGCGCUUUAGGCGUAUUCACCACGUGUGCCUACGCCCCAAAGUUCCGCGGGUUCGUUCCCGAGAUGGUGGCAAGCUCACCGGCCACGCUGCCGAAACGCGCUCGAUACACGACGACUGGGGUAGCCGGCUCGGAAAGUCUAUACCCCACAGCGAUCCCUGCCAUUCCUCACCUAGGCUGUUUAGCACUAACCGAGGGUUCGGUAGUGUUAUCAUGGGGGUGCUGACUUCUAGAAGGAUAUGUAUACAGAGGCCCCAGCCAGCCAACUUCAGGACUCCAUCCUCACCCUCCAGUCCAUUUCCUCCUCCCCCUUUGAUCGAAAAGUUUCCGUCCUUCCACAAUGGCAGACGACAAGGACUACAUCUCCGCUCCCGGUGAGAAGGCUGUCGAUGUAGCAUCAUCGGAUAAGGAUAUCUAUCGAGUCGACACCCAGUACAGCGUCCGUCGCGGCUCUGUUGGCAACGCCGACGAGCUUCAGCGACAUCUUGGAAAUCGGCAAGUCCAACUAAUCGCCAUUGGUGGUUCUAUCGGCACGGCGACCUUCGUCAGUAUCGCCAAUGGUCUCGUCAAAGGGGGCCCGGGAAGCUUGUUCCUCGCCUACACCAUCUACUCCUGCAUGCUUGGCUUAGUCAACAACUGCCAGGCUGAGAUGUCUUCUUAUAUGCCCGUUACCGGAGGCUUUAUCCGCAUGGCUGGCAAAUGGGUUGACGAGUCGUUCGGCUUUAUGGUUGGCUGGAAUUUCUUCCUCUACGAGGCGCUCCUUAUCCCGUUCGAGAUCAGCGCACUGAAUCUCGUCUUGACUUUUUGGCGCGACGAUAUACCCGUAGCUGCAGUUGUGGCGGCCUGUAUUGUGCUCUACUUCUCGAUCAACGCAUUCGUCGUAAAGUGGUAUGGUGAGGCGGAGUUCUGGCUUGCCCUCGGAAAGGUCUUCCUCAUUCUGAUCAUGUUCUCCUUCACCUUCGUUACUAUGUGCGGUGGGAACCCGAAACACGACGCAUACGGUUUCCGAUACUGGAACAAACCUGGAGCUUUCGCGGAAUACAUCACUACCGGUGCCCUUGGUCGAUUCGAGGGUUUCCUAGGCGCCCUUUGGAGCGCCGCAUUUACCGUCGUCGGCCCCGAGUACGUGUCUAUGGUCGCCGGAGAAGUCAAGCUUCCCAGGAGGUACCUCAAGAACGCAUUCAAGGCGACAUACGCACGUUUCGCCUUCUUCUUCAUCGGCAGCGCGCUAUGUGUGGGCAUCAUCACUCCGUACAACGAUACCACCUUGGUGGAAAUUCUGAGCGGCAAGUCCCACGGUGGAGGGACCGCAGCGGCAUCACCGUACGUUAUCGCCAUGCGGAACUUGGGCGUCGAAGGCUUGCCUCAUUUGACCAACGCACUCCUCUGCACCAGUAUCUUUUCAGCCGGUAAUGCCUACACAUACUACGGAACCCGUUCACUCUAUGGUCUCGCCAUCGAAGACCAGGCUCCCAAGUUCCUCCGCAAGUGUACAAAGGCCGGUGUGCCUCUGUAUUGCCUCGGCGUCACAAUUUUGUUCCCGUUUCUCGCAUUCCUCAACGUCUCCAGCGGAUCCGCCAAAGUCCUAACCUGGUUCACGAACGUCAUCACCGCGGCCCAGAUCAUCGACUACCUCGUCAUCUGCGUCACAUACAUCUUCUUCUACCGAGCAUGCAAAGCUCAAGGAAUAUCUCGACGCACGAUGCCCUAUUUCGCCUCCUUCCAGCCAUACUGCGCGUGGAUACCCCUCGUGUUCCUUACCUGCGUCGUUAGCUGCUACGGAUACACUGUGUUUCUCCCCGGCGGCUGGGCCAUCGACACGUUCUUUACGUACUACAUGAUGGUCCUCGUCGAUCCUGUGCUGUUCCUCGGGUGGAAGAUCAUCAAACGCACGCGUUUCGUCAAGCCGACGGAGGCAGAUUUGAUUUGGGACAAGCCGACUAUCGACGCUUACGAGGAAAACUGUACGGAAAUACCCGUGGGGUUCUGGGUGGAGAUCCUGCAGAUGUUUGGCUUCCGGAGGAAUAAGAGCGCGCACUCGAAGGCUUAAGCGAGCAGCCCGGUCGUACGGGAACGGAGCAGGUAAAACUAUAUCUCGCGCUGUUUGAUUGGACCUUUUGGAAAUAUAUGCGGAACUUUCGUUGCGGGCGAGCAUCUCCUCGAAGGCGGCUCUAUUGCCGUGUUGGCUUUGCACUAUCUGUUCCAUGUAGAUGUUUAGACGCGUGUAUUAAGCUAUCGGG